Nasonia vitripennis (jewel wasp) is the source of this 4298-nucleotide messenger RNA. RefSeq names its product tonsoku-like protein. Bases 172 to 4110 code for a protein of 1312 amino acids. NCBI's taxonomy places the organism in Eukaryota, Metazoa, Arthropoda, Insecta, Hymenoptera, Pteromalidae. The record is from RefSeq and is a predicted model, not a curated record. Gene Ontology annotation, molecular function: protein binding. The transcript has 10 exons.
UACUUGAAGGAAAGGUUAUGCUCGCAUUCGCAUGUUAUUUUGGCGGGAGGUAUUGCCUGCAACAUAACAUGGCAACAAGCUGCAACGACAAGUGGCAAAUUAUGUUUACAUGAAUCCAAAUUUACGUAAACAAAUGCCAGUAUUGCUUGUCGUUUUAUUGUCUUUUGAAUAAUGGACGAAGAUAGUUUGGUGAAACGAAAAAACAAAGCCCAAAGAGAAGGCAAUGGCAAGGUACUCGCCGAUGUUCAGAAGAAGCUGGGUGACUUAUAUUACGAUAGAAAGCAGUAUCAAGAUGCUCUUAAAGCUUACAAGGGACAGCUUCAAGCUUGUGAGUGUCUAAAUGACAAAUUAAACUGUGCAAUAGCUCAUCGAAUGAUUGGAGAGGUUUAUGCUGAUAUUGGAAACUUUAAUGAAGCACUUAAUCAUCAAAGUCUAUACUUAGAAAUAGCAAAAGAGUUACAAGACUUAACGGAAGAGCAACGAGCAUUUGCUACAUUGGGAAGAACCUAUUUACUUGUUGCUGACAGUUUGGUAAAAGAUUCUGAAACAAACAAAAAAAUGGAAGUUUUGCGGGAUGCUAAAAAAGCAUUUUCGAAAAGCAUCAAACUUUGUGAUAAAUUGGAGAAUAAAAUAGAUGUUACAGAGCUAAUGAUGAUGCGAGCUAGGCUACUACUGAAUCUUGGGCUUGUGUUAGAACAGCAAAAAGAAACAGAACAGGCCCUGAAUCUCAUUAAACAGGCAGCUGGAUUGUGCAGAAAACACAACUUACACGAGGAUCUACAUAGAACUAACAUUGCUCUUGCUGGUCUGAAUGAGCGUUUGGGCAACACAGAACUAGCUCUAAAAAAACUUGAUGAUGCUGCAAAGAUAGAUGAUAUUUAUUUAAAAGUUGAUGCGCGAUUACUCAAAGCUGAGUUACUUUUAAAAUUGGGAGAAUGGAUGGAAGCCCAGAAACUAUUGCACAUGUUGUACAAGUCUAAAAAACUUCUGGAGCCUAUCAGGCAACAAGUAAUAAAAUUACUCAAAAUUGCUGUAGUCUUGUGCAAAACAGAAGAUAAGUUAUUGACAGAGUCUUCCCCAGCCGUUAAAGAAAAGUUCUACGAGAAAAUGGGUGAUGCGGCAACUGCAGUCAAAUCCCUGGACAAAGCUGUGGAGUACUAUCAUUGCAUGUUAAGUUGUGCUGAGGAGAGUAACAGCAGUCAACUAGGUGCUGCGCUUACGAGUUUAGCCCAGACACUCCGAGAUGCGGGAAAGCUUCAAGAGGCGAUUCCAUAUGCGCGCCGCGAGCUCGAGCUUUGCAAGGAUCCGAAAGAGGCCUGCAGUUCAGCCCUCUACCUGGCAGGGUUAUUGACUGAAGCCAACUGUUCAUCGCCAGAGGUGAGGCAGAUGUUCGAACGAGCGCUUAGUCACGGUAAGAAAGUUGGACCUGGACUCGAGAGAACGGUACUUCGGGAAUUUAUAGAGUAUCUGGAAAAAAUGGAGGAUGUAGAUCUCGCGGAGAUUACCAGGCUAAAUGAGGAGUUGGAGAGCUUGCCAAAAGAGGAGGAUGAUGAUGAUGACGAAGAAGAGGAGAACACGCCUGAUAUUGGAAUGGAUGUGUGUCUGGAGGAGCUGUCAGAUCUAGAAGAAGAGGUACCUGCACUUGCACUUCCAGCUAGAAACAUAGCUAGGCAUGUUAAUCGCAAGGGCCGAUUCUGCAUUAAAAAAAACGAGAAGGGAGAAACCCAGCUACAUGUGGCUUGCAUUAAAGGUAACAUCAGUGCAGUGGAGAAGCUUUUAGAAGAAGGUCACCCAACCGCGGUUCGUGACAACUGCGGCUGGACUCCCUUACAUGAGGCGUCGAAUCAUGGUUUUGUGGACAUCGUUGGAGUACUCAUCCGCCACGGUGCGGACGUGAACGACCCAGGAGGCGCAAUGAGCGAUGGUGUGACAGCUUUGCACGAUGCUUCGGCUAACGGGCACACAGCAGUGAUACAGUUACUGCUGAAUAGUGGUGCUGACGCGAACCUACUCACCAAAACCGGAGACACUGCACUCGACUGCCUUGAGCAGUGGAGGCAAAGGGUCGGGGACCUGACACCUACAGAGCUCAAGGAGUAUGUUGUGGCAAAGAGGAGAUUACAAGCAAUGACCACUGUUACAGGAAAAAAGAAAAAAAAGAAGGAUCUGGAAAAUAGGAGAUGGAACGCGCUUGUGGAUGAUGAGGAAGAGGGGGGAACCACUUCUGAAAGAAGCAAAACCAUAGAAGACUAUGCGAAACCGGAAAAAAUUUCAGCUGGCGAGGAUUACAAGCGGACGAUCGCAGCGUUACAUCAUCCUGGCCGACAGCAGCUGAAAGUACCGAGCAAGAAAAUGUCAAGGAUCACAGCGCCUUUGCUCGACAGCGAAGAUAUGCUUGUCAACGACGACUGGCUGGAGGACGAUUUGGGUAUUGCUGCCAGUAAACACAAGGAUAAGGCUCCGUCUUACUUUGCCAACAAUGGUCUACCACCACCUACAGCCUGUGAAACGAAUCUGGGUUCGACUAAAAGAAAGUCGAAGAACGACGUAGACGAGGACGACGCAAUAUUCGAAGUUGAUAAGAAUAUGAAGCGUCAAAAAAUUUCGGUUGAAAGAGAAUUGGUGAAAAAAGCGCCAGUAAUUGCUGUGGAUGAAGAUAGCUGCGAUAGCGACAAAACUGUCGACGAUUGGCCUAAACAAAAGAAACCUCGACAGAUGAGUUUACUCAAACAAGGAUUUACCAAAAAUGUGUGUUCAAGGUCACCCUCGCCAACGCUCUCGAUAUCUCCCGAUUCGGUUUUCACGCCCGCAGUCCACCAAGAGAGGCACUCCUGGGACUCGGGUUGCAUUAGUGAGACCGUUGAUCUCGAUAUUGUCGUGGAUAGCGAAUCCUUUGAAUUGAAACUUCAUUUGCGAGAUUUGAGGAAAACGAUGAGUGACAUCGAGGAGCUCAUCAAACACAAGUUUGAGGCGAAGACUGGUUGUCGACCGAAGAUCAAAUUCAAAACUGUGGAUGGUAUUGUUUUGGCAGACCAGGUCAGCCUUGAAGAAGUGCCUCGCGACAGAAACAAGCUCAAACUCUAUGGAGAAAUCGCGCAAAAUGACUUGCUACCAAUCGUCGACAGGUAUAAGAAGGUUUGCGAGACACUUUGUGCAGACAUCACGGACUCGAUGCUCAAAUCUUUGCGCAGCUGCGACAAUACUUCUUCAUUCCGCUUAAAUCGUCUAGAUGCUGAGAAAUCUUUGGAGCCGCUCCUUAAGUGCCUCAGGUACCAGUCAAAUUUGCGUACCUUGAAUUUGUCUGGAGCAACAUUUUUCAAUAUAGGGAAUCUUCUGAAUCGCGCAAUAGCUCAGCUGUCUAGGCUUGACGAGCUGCACCUGCAAUGUUGUGAUUUGGAUUUUAAAUGCCUCUCUUGUAUAGAGGCUUUGCCUAUUAGUAUACGCGUAUUGGAUCUAAGUUACAAUCCCUUGACUGGACGCUGUCAAAAGAUACUUUAUGAACUGCUGAAGCCACUCGAAAGGUUGCAGAAUCUCGCACUCAGGUACUGUGAAUUAGACGAUUUUAGCUUCGUAGUCACGAGCGGGUCUCUUGUGAAUCUGGAUUUAUCCUGGAACCCCAUUGGAGGGCAGGGAGUAGCAAAUAUGCUGCAAAGACAGCUACUUAGUCUAAACAUCAAUAAUACGCAGAAUUUUAUUGGGGGUCGCGUUAACGUUAUAGAUAAAAUCUUCUUCAGCGACUCAUUAGUAAGUUUCUACACUCUGGAAUCCUUAGAAAUCGGUUCAUGCCAAGCCACAGAUCUGGACAUCGAAAAGAUCUUGUCACAGGCUCCGAACCUGACAAGAAUAACUGUUAGUAACAAUAUAAAUGUUACAAAAACUUCUCUGUGUGCGAUUCUUCAAAGAAACCCAACCAUGACCUACAUAAACCUAACUGGUUGUAGAUUAGUUGAAGAACCACCAGAAGCAAAUUUAAAAAUAACUAGUCCGCAGGUUUGCACACUUCUUGUGCACAUGACGCACGAUGUCAUUGAUGCAUGGGAAAAUCUUUGGCAAAGAAAGGGCUAUUCUAAAAAACUGCCACACAGCUUGGUUGUGUUCAAACCGAUAUAACUUAUUAAUAAUAAUUUUGUUUAGUAUUGUUCCGUGGAAAGACUACUAAAAAGUAUUACAUUUUAUAUUUAUUUGUAAGGGUCAACAAUAGCGUAAUCUGAAUGUAAUCUGUAUAUAAUAAAAUAUUUAUUUCUCACUCAUGUACAAAAUAAUUUAAGCUAAUUUUAAACUAUAUAGUUUGUUUCCAA